Messenger RNA from Caenorhabditis angaria, 1990 nucleotides. The record is from the annotation of a GenBank genome assembly. NCBI's taxonomy places the organism in Eukaryota, Metazoa, Nematoda, Chromadorea, Rhabditida, Rhabditidae.
AUGCUCUUUCUCUUUUUUUUCAUCGGGUUUGUCUAUUCUCAAGUCACACCGGAUGAGCUCAUUUCGAUGCUCAAAAACACGCCAAAAACCAUCAAUAAAAGGUCGAUUUUGGAGAAUCAUGAUAAAUUGUCGGACGAAUUUCAUAAUCCGAAUUUGCCGGAUGGAAGUAUUGUGCAGUUAGCCUAUGUUACACCGGUGAGGACUUUUGGGGGAUAUUAUUGAGCUCUUUCAAGGAGCCGAGUCUAGACGUAAGGUCAAGAAAGGGAGCCUACAGGUUAGAUCCCUGAAGAAUCCGCGCCUAGACGUAAGCUCGCGGUCAAGGAAGGGAGCCUACAGGUUAGAUCACCAUAGAAGCCGAGUCUAGGAAUAAGCUCUGUCAAGCAGCGGGCCCUACAUCUGAAUUAUGCUAAGGAGCCGCUCCUAUAGCUUUUAAACAAAAUUAUCAACUCUGAAUCCCCCUAUAAAAAAUCAAUAAUUUUUUUGCAGUGGAACAACCGCGGCUACGAUUUGGCCAAACAAACCGCUCACAAACUCUCUCACAUCUCACCAGUUUGGCUGCAAGCCAAACCCGACUGCAAAAUCGAAGGAACCCACGAUAUUGAUCGAAAUUGGAUCAGCGAUUUACGAGCGAAAAAUGAGAAGCUCAAAAUUGUGCCAAGAAUAAUUUUCGAAGGCUGGUCUCGUGAACAAAUGGAACAAUUAUUGAUCUCCCCGCAAAAUGCUAGAAAUUGCGCCAAAAAUAUUGCCGAUUUCUACAGUAGGAAUGAGUUUGAUGGAGCUGUUGUUGAGAUUUAUAUGCAAGCUUUAAUGACGAUGCAAAGUCUUCAAGCAAAAGUUUAUAUCAUUGAAACUAUGGAGCAGAUUGCCAAGGUUUUCAAAAAAUCCGCGCUGGAAGUCAUUUACACGGUUCCUGCACCACUGGAUCAUAAAAAUCAGCCAAAUCAACUAAUUGAGCCAAAAGAAUUUGAGAAAAUGAUUGGAUUCUCGAAUUAUGUACAAAUUAUGACGUAUGAUUAUCGAUCGGAGCAAAUUUCGGGAGUUGCACCGUAUGAUUGGGUCGAGAACAAUUUGUAUUACUUGGGGAACGGGAGAAUGCCCAGGAUUUUGUUGGGCAUCAAUUUUUAUGGAUAUGAAUUUACACAGGGAAAUGUGGAGCCGAUGAAAGGAGACAGGUUUGUGCCUUAUAUUUUUAGGGUGGAAUUUCUAGAGUUACUGAAUCUCUGGAACUACCGUAGUUAAAAAAAAUUCACACUUUUGCGUUAAACCUAGGCUGCCUACUGUGGCACUGAAAAAAUCCACUCUUGCGUUACUGUAGUUCUAAUAAUCCAGAAUAUUAUUUCCAAUAAUCCAAAAGUUACUGUAACUCGAAAAUUUCUACUUUUAGCACUGAAAUGCUAAAGUUACUGUAACUCAAAAAAUCCCAAUUUUCAUGUACAAAAUAUGGAGUUACUGUAACUCAAAAAUUUUCAGAUUUUUGCUUUAAAACCUAGGCUUCCGACUGUGGCUCUAGAAAAUCCAUUAUUGGGUUACUGUAGUUUAAAAAAAUUCUGGGGUUUUCCACGAAAAGUCUAGGCUACUGUAUCUCAAAAAAUCAAUAUUUUUGCUCUAAAAAUUUAGAAUUACUGUAACUCGAGUAUUACUACCUUUAGCACUAUAAAUUUAAUUUUUUGUGCUAAAAAUUCAGGAUUACUGUAGCUCAAAAAAUCAGGAAUUUUGCAAAAAAUCCUAGAGUUACAAUAACUCUUCAGGCCCCCCAAAAAAAUUAGUAUUUUUUUCCAGAUUCCUCGAAGCUCUCCGCCCAGAAUCCAGCCAAUACACUUUCGACAAUUCAGUAAUGGAGCACAAACUCGUCACACCAAAAUCCACCAUCUACUAUCCAUCUCUAUCCUCUCUAGAACUUCGCAUCAAUCUAGCGCAUCGUAUGGAAGCCGGUAUCGCAAUUUGGGAUUAUGGACAAGGUCUUGAUUAUUUUACCAAUCUAUUGAUCUGA